Messenger RNA from Balearica regulorum gibbericeps (East African grey crowned-crane), 1387 nucleotides. Its product is annotated as uricase. The record is from RefSeq and is a predicted model, not a curated record. Gene Ontology annotation, molecular function: urate oxidase activity. Gene Ontology annotation, biological process: purine nucleobase catabolic process; urate catabolic process. NCBI's taxonomy places the organism in Eukaryota, Metazoa, Chordata, Aves, Gruiformes, Gruidae. Gene Ontology annotation, cellular component: peroxisome.
AUGGCACACACGGAGCCUGACAGCGGUUGCGAGAGCUGGGAGCCGGAGGGGGUGGAAGUCUGUCCUUGGUGCCGGGAAAAAUCAGGCGGUGUACCUGGAGAGGUGCAGCCCAGCCUGGCAGAGCCAGCCGCGGGGCAGCGACUGCGGAGGGCACAGGACUUUGCAAUUUAUAAUGGAAAUAUUUUCAAUAUCACAGGUAACCACAGAAAUAAAGGCCGUAGACAUUGUUCUGUGUUUCAUGGACUGAGCACAACUCAUGCUUCCACCGAGUUCCUUUACAACUGUCACAUAUUUUCUCUGCAGAUUAAGGAUAUAGAAGUCCUCAACUGUGAAUAUGGCAAGAACACAAUUAAGUUCCUUCGCCUUCACAGAGAAGGGAAGAAGCACUUCGUUAAAGAAGUAGAAGUGUGCACGCAUCUCCGGCUGACUUCUGCUCAUGAGUACCUGGAUGGAAACAACUCUCUUGUGAUACCUACAGACACCAUAAAGAAUACUGUCCUUGUCCUGGCCAAAAAAAAUGGGAUCCCCACUUUAGAACAAUUUGCUAUAGAUAUCUGCAAACACUUCAUGACAACAUUUUGCCAAGUGGCGUACGUCAAAACCUACGUUCAGGAAGUACCAUGGCAACGUCUACACGAGAAUGGCGUUCCCCACAUCCACUCGUUCAUAUGCGUUCCUGAUGGCAUCCGCUUUUGUGAAGCUGAGCAGUGCCGAAACGGUCCUCUGGUUGUUUUUGCUGGAAUUAAAGAUCUGAAACUUAUGAAGACAACCCAGUCUGGAUUUGAAGGCUUCUAUAAGGAUGAAUACACCACACUUCCUGAAAGGAAGGACAGGAUUUUAUGUGGAGAGCUCUUCUGCAAAUGGUCAUAUGGCGAAUGCAAGGAUUUUGACUUUGACUGCAUAUGGAACAAAAUCCGUGAAUGUAUCCUUGAAGCCUUUUCUGGGCCACCUGACUGUGGGGAAUAUUCACCUUCUUACCAGAAAACUGUCAACAGUAUCCAGAUGCUCGUCCUUUCCAAAGUGUCACAGGUACAGGUCAUAGAAGUCGUCUUGAACAACACUUUUUACAAUGUCGUAGACAUGAAGAAUCUAGGCUUGACGAACGACAAAGAAGUUCUGGUUCCAGUGGAAACUCCCUACGGCUCCUGCGCUUGCACGCUUGGCAGGAAGAAGUUCUUAGAAGCACAAGGCCAUGUUCUAAAAGACGAGAGGCAAAGUCAGUUUGGACUGGCAACUGCCCAGGGAAACUAAACCUCUUGGCUACACUCACACCUUCCUGAUAACAGUAUGGCUUUCCUAUCAACGUAUACUCCUUAUUGGCCUCUUCCAUUGCUGACUACGUUUCCCUCUAUGAACUCCUGAGGUUGGGACUUCUGAAGGACCCUCA